AUGGGAAAAAUGACGGACCACGAUGCAUUUGCCAUCCAGAAGACAAUAAUGCAGAUGGAGUAUCCGUUCAUAGUUCUAAAAUCACUCCAAUUUGCUCUUUUCCGGACCUAUGGGAUCCCCACGAUAUCGACCCUUCUUCUGAGAACCUCUCAAUUCUCGGAUUCGGCAACUUCAUUCAAACGAUAUGCCGACACUGGUACACUGAUCGGCGAGUUCAUGGCAUUUGACCCUAGUUCAGAACGAGCGCAAACUGCCAUUGCGCGAACCAAAUUUCUGCAUAAGGGCUACCGAGACAGUGGAAAGAUCCUGGAAGACGACAUGUUGUACACACUGAGUCUAUUCGCAACUGAGCCCAUCCGGUUUGUCAAGCUAUAUGAAUGGCGCGAGAUGACUGAGAUGGAGCGCUGUGCUGUCGGCACCUACUGGAAAAGUCUGGGCGAUGCACUGGCCAUCAGCUAUGAGAAGCUUCCUUCUGGUAAGAUUGGCUUUAGGGAUGGGAUACACUGGUUGGAAGAAGUCAGUGAAUGGAGUAACUACUACGAGUUGCAACACAUGAAGCCGCAUCCUCGCAACAAGGAGAUCGCCGAGAAGACCAUAGAUGUACUGGUGUACAAUCUUCCGGGUUUUAUGAAGCCCCUAGGCGUCUACUUUGUUUCGUUCCUCAUGGAUGAACGUCUUCGAAACGCGAUGAUGAUGGAAACACCUCCUGUUUUCUUCAGGAUCACAUUUGCCUCAAUCUUCCAAUUGCGCAGAGUGAUCUUACGCUAUCUAGCUUUGCCUCGUCCGAGCUUCAUGCGCCUGGAUGUCUUUACCGAAAAGCCCAACGAGCAUGGUAGGAACUAUGUCACAUUUUACGAAGGCGCACCUUUCUAUGUUCAGCCCACUAUCUGGAACCGCUGGGGUCCAGUGGCUUGGAUCAAGUGGGCGAUGGGACAACCCCUGCCAGGUGAUGAUGGCGACAAGUAUUAUCCUCGGGGUUAUUACACACCUGAUCUGGGUCCCAAAUAUUUCGAGGGCAAAGGCAGAAAGGAGUUGGAAAUGAUCAAGGAUACUCUUCGACAGCAAAGGCUGGGACAGUGCCCAUUCCCGUGA
This is a messenger RNA of Penicillium atrosanguineum, 1092 nucleotides long. RefSeq lists its product as uncharacterized. The coding region runs from base 1 to 1092 and encodes 363 amino acids. NCBI's taxonomy places the organism in Eukaryota, Fungi, Ascomycota, Eurotiomycetes, Eurotiales, Aspergillaceae. The transcript is spliced from 2 exons. The record is from RefSeq and is a predicted model, not a curated record. Gene Ontology annotation, molecular function: oxidoreductase activity.